Molecule: messenger RNA, 399 nt
Organism: Fomitiporia mediterranea MF3/22
Lineage: Eukaryota; Fungi; Basidiomycota; Agaricomycetes; Hymenochaetales; Hymenochaetaceae
Exons: 2
Coding region: 1-399 (132 amino acids)
Source: RefSeq, a predicted model, not a curated record
AUGCGUUUUGCAGCUGCUUCCUCUCCACUAGGCCUUUUGGCUGGAAGGGGCAAGCACUGUCCACGAGGUCCGUUGGCUCAUACUCGCGUGCGGAGGAGACGCUGCGCUGACGGCUUAACACUUAUGCAUACUCGUUUACACUUAUCUGAGAUUAAAUUUCGUGUACAUGGAACGGUACCGAUUGCAAAAGGGCCGAAAGAGUUGAAUGAUCGCGGAAUCUUGAACUUUGAGACUCACACCAAGUCGGAGGGUAGCGAUGGGCAUUUCAUACCGUCAACACCAUGUGGACCAGGGCGCCUACUGUUUAACGCCAUCGCCACCUCCUAUACCAUCAACCAUUCGCUCCCGUCGAUCACUGGGACGUCGGUAAACGUGGCAACUGCGAAUCAGUUCAUCUAG